Ylistrum balloti is the source of this 2270-nucleotide messenger RNA. RefSeq names its product heparan sulfate glucosamine 3-O-sulfotransferase 1-like. The record is from RefSeq and is a predicted model, not a curated record. The coding region runs from base 333 to 1310 and encodes 325 amino acids. Lineage: Eukaryota; Metazoa; Mollusca; Bivalvia; Pectinida; Pectinidae. Gene Ontology annotation, molecular function: [heparan sulfate]-glucosamine 3-sulfotransferase activity. The transcript has 3 exons.
AAAUCAAUGUCUUCCCAACCUGUACAGGAAGGGAGGGGAUAGAUCCAUUACGUCACCGACUGCCUGUGUUGGAUGGUGGUGAACCCUGCUGAUCAAUGGGAAUUGUUGUUUUCCACUAUUAGCUGUUUACGUUCGUAGUAGCAUUUAGGACCGGAGCCUUCCACGCUUCUCUCUCACGGAUCACACGCCUUUACGUCGACUACGUGAUGUGACACCUAACCAGGUUCUUAUGUGAAGGAUGUGACUUGGUGUGUGACAUUGAUUUACGUGCAAGUGUCAUCGACUUUCCCGGAACACCUGUAACUUAUCAUAUUCACCCCCGUCAGUGAUCGAUGGAGGACGAAGCGCACGUGCCUUUGAUAGCAGACGACAUGAAGUCACAAGUUACCUGUUGCCACAGAAAGGUCACGAGGUUAAAACUGAUUGGGAUAUGUGUUAUAUGUACAUUGUCGGUUCUUUUUAUAACGAAGGCCUGCAUUGCUCGGCGGUGGUCGGAAAGAACAUGUAAGUUUCCGUCUUCUGAAUAUAACCUGGCUAAUGAUAACCGGAAACGUAGACUACCUCAAAGUAUCAUCAUCGGAGUGAAAAAGGCGGGUACUGGUGCAUUACGACAUUUUUUAGAUCUACAUCCGGAUGUUAUAACUGCCAGCAAGGAGCCGAAUUUUUUCAGCUUCCGGUAUGAAAAUGGAUUUGACUGGUAUAAAAGUUUGAUGCCAUACUCUUCAGAAGGGCAGAUAACUAUUGAAAAAUCGAGUAAUAAUUUUCACCAUGAACAAGCCCCUGGGCGAACAUUUGCUUUCAACAGUACCAUAAAACUAAUCGUUGUUGUUCGCGAACCUGUCGAGAGAGCCAUUUCAGAUUACACGCAACGUGUCAUUAACAACAGGAGCCGCCGAAAGUUUGAGGAGUCUGUGUUUAACUUCCGUACAGGGGAGAUAAACCGCGAAUAUAUCUGUAUAAGACCUUCUCUUUACCAUACAAAUCUAAAACGGUGGCUUAAAUACUUUCCAUUGAAUCAGAUACACAUUGUAGACGGUGAAAACCUGAAGCGGAACCCGUAUGAAGAAAUAUACAAGGUUGAAGAAUUUUUAGGUUUGUCCCACCAGGUCAGACGGGAACAGUUUGUAUUUAACGCAACUAAAGGCUUCUUUUGUUUUCGCACUAGUUCAGUGGUGGAAUGUCUGCGAGAAAACAAAGGGAGACAACACAUAGUCGUUGAUGAGGAAGUAAAAGCCAGACUUAAGCGACAUUUCCGACCAUUAAAUGAGCUUUUCUUCAAACAGAUUGGACAACGUUUUGAUUGGUCAUAGCAACCGCUUCCUUGAACUGAAAUAUAGAAUUCGAAUAAAGUUUUUUAUUGAAAAUAUGGUGCAUGAUCUGGAAAACGAUUCCAUGAUUUGCAAUUAUUUUUUUUAAAUUGAGUAUGAUACUAACAUGCCUUACCAACCUAUUAGAACGGUCGUUGGAGGCCUACCAUUGUGUAAAACUGUGUUGGAAAAAGGACGCUAUGACGGCAAUGGGACGUAUUUUACCUAUGAAAUGUACCCGAAGAAGUUAUUUGUACAUAUUACAGAAAAAAUAUUACUUACGGACAUAUUGAUGCCAUUCCACAUCAGGUAUAUAUUAGGUCCUGCAUACAUUGUAUAUAAGAUGGAUUCUUCAUGUUAUUCAUGAGUAUAUAUAUAUAUAGAUAAGUAUUUGUACAUGACGACAUUUCCAUGUAUAUAUGGGAUGUAUAUAUUAAGCAGUAAUAUCAUAUGUAUGGCAUACUUUGUACAAUGAACAUACUUUCAGUUAAUGUAUAAUUGAUUAGUAUAAUGGCUAUUUUGAAAUCUCCCGAACAAUGAUGCACAUUACUGGUGUUAUAAGCAAAGUAAAAAACAUAACAAGGUUCUUAGUGCAGUAACCGUUAUUGUGGAAUUGUAAUUUACUGUCGUUAUUUGUAAUGAAGUGACUUUUGUGGAAACAAAAUUCCGAUUUCCAAUUCGAAAAUAUAAAUGUUCAGUAAUUUAGGAAGAAGAUAUCGAUUGCUUAAUGUAUCUGCACCAUAAGAAUAUGCCGAUUAAUCAAUAAAGAUUGCACCAAAUCGCUUUUAUUAUUUAUAUUUUUGUCUAGGAAUACUAGGCGUGAAAAUGGUUUAAAGUUUUGUAAAAAAAAAUGCCUUGAUACAAAUAAACACGAUCUGUACACCGUUGAAAACAAUAAGAAAACAUCGACAAUAGCUGAAUACUAACAUUAAAUCAAUGAACUGAGGACAAGAGAGAUUUACA